Ramularia collo-cygni is the source of this 297-nucleotide messenger RNA. RefSeq lists its product as uncharacterized. Bases 1 to 297 code for a protein of 98 amino acids. Lineage: Eukaryota; Fungi; Ascomycota; Dothideomycetes; Mycosphaerellales; Mycosphaerellaceae. The record is from RefSeq and is a predicted model, not a curated record. The transcript has a single exon.
AUGUCCGUCAACUCCGGCAACAUCGAAUACUAUGCCGCAAGCAUCGCUUUAUCUCGCCACAGCGUCCUCCGCUGGCGACGCUCCGUUGCUCUGGCGCUCGCACUCCAAUGCCCAUUACCCGUGCUCCGGCCCACUAUGCUGGGCAUGUUGGACUGGAGCAGAACACUCAAGAGAAUGGAGAUGGCGUUUCCGAAGAAGAGAGGGCCGGCUGCGUGGUGUGAGGGAGCGGAUGGCGCUCCACCUCCCGUUUACUGGGACGACUCGGACGAUGGUAUUGACCCACGAGCAAGCGCAUAG